Molecule: messenger RNA, 990 nt
Organism: Thlaspi arvense
Lineage: Eukaryota; Viridiplantae; Streptophyta; Magnoliopsida; Brassicales; Brassicaceae
Source: the annotation of a GenBank genome assembly
CCCUAUAAAUACCCCUGCCUCGACUCCUUUCUCCGCACAGCACAGAUAGAAGCUCUGAGAGAGAAAGAGAGAAAGGAAGACACAUAUAUUAUCACACCCAUACACGGAGAAAGAGAGAGAGAGAGAGGGAUGGCGAACUUUCCGGUGAUCAACAUGGAGAAACUGAACGGUGAGGAGAGGGGAGACACCAUGGCCCUCAUCAAGGAUGCCUGUGAGAAUUGGGGCUUCUUUGAGUUGGUGAACCAUCGGAUACCACAUGAGAUGAUGGACGCUCUGGAAAGGAUGACGAAAGAGCACUACAGGAAGUGCAUGGAACAGAGAUUCAAGGAGCUGGUGGCCAGCAAGGGCCUUGAAGCCGCCAGGCUGAGGUCACCGACAUGGACUGGGAGAGCACCUUCUUCCUUCGCCACCUCCCUCAGUGUUUGCCAAAAAACUAGAGGAGCUGCCGAGGAGCUUUUGGACUUGCUCUGCGAGAACCUGGGGCUAGAGAAGGGGUACUUGAAAAGGCCUUCCAUGGGACCAAGGGCCCAAACUUCGGGGACUAAGGUGGCAAACUACCCACCGUGCCCAAAGCCAGAAACUUAUAAAGGGCUGCGAGCACACACCGACGCCGGCGGCAUCAUCUUGCUCUUCCAGGAUGACAAGGUCAGCGGCCUCCAGCUCCUCAAGGACGACAAAUGGGUCAACGUUCCCCCCAUGCGCCACUCCAUCGUCGUCAACCUCGGUGACCAAAUUGAGGUGAUAACUAACGGAAAGUACAAGAGCGUGCUGCACGGGUGGUGGCCCAAACGAACGCAACGAUGCCAUCAUCUUCCCAGCGCCAGAGCUGGUGGCCAAAGAGGCGAGGAUGAGAAGCAAAUUUACCCAAAAUUCGUGUUCGACAACUACAUGAAGCUCUAUGCCACUCUCAAGUUCCAGCCCAAGGAGCCAAGGUUUGAAGCCAUUAAAACCAUGGAAUCAAAUGUCAAUCUGGGUCCAGCGGCCAGAGCU